Elephantulus edwardii (Cape elephant shrew) is the source of this 840-nucleotide messenger RNA. RefSeq names its product MOB kinase activator 1B (gene MOB1B). Lineage: Eukaryota; Metazoa; Chordata; Mammalia; Macroscelidea; Macroscelididae. The transcript is spliced from 6 exons. Gene Ontology annotation, biological process: positive regulation of protein phosphorylation; hippo signaling. Gene Ontology annotation, molecular function: protein kinase activator activity. Gene Ontology annotation, cellular component: cytoplasm; nucleus. The record is from RefSeq and is a predicted model, not a curated record. The coding region runs from base 1 to 669 and encodes 222 amino acids.
AUGUCUUUUCAUUUCCUGACUCUUGCUGCCAGUGGUAGUCGCUCUUCUAAAACAUUUAAACCAAAGAAGAACAUUCCAGAGGGUUCUCACCAGUAUGAACUUUUAAAGCAUGCAGAAGCCACACUUGGCAGUGGCAACCUUCGGAUGGCUGUCAUGCUUCCUGAGGGUGAAGACCUAAAUGAGUGGGUUGCAGUGAACACUGUGGACUUCUUCAAUCAGAUCAACAUGCUCUAUGGAACCAUUACAGAUUUCUGUACAGAAGAAAGCUGUCCAGUGAUGUCAGCAGGCCCAAAAUAUGAGUAUCAUUGGGCAGAUGGAACAAAUAUCAAGAAGCCUAUUAAAUGUUCAGCACCAAAGUAUAUUGAUUACUUGAUGACUUGGGUUCAGGACCAGUUGGAUGAUGAGACAUUAUUUCCAUCAAAAAUUGGUGUCCCGUUCCCGAAGAAUUUCAUGUCUGUGGCAAAAACCAUACUCAAACGCCUCUUUAGAGUCUAUGCUCACAUUUACCAUCAGCACUUUGAUCCUGUGAUUCAACUUCAGGAGGAAGCACAUCUCAAUACAUCUUUCAAGCACUUUAUUUUUUUUGUCCAGGAAUUCAACCUUAUUGAUAGAAGAGAACUUGCACCACUCCAAGAACUGAUUGAAAAACUCACCUCAAAGGAUAGAUAAAAAGAUACAGAGCUAUGCAAACUUCCUCAAGUGGAGCUGUGUGGAAUAUAUUUGAGUUUAUGUAUUUUCAUUUGAGUAGUUUUUGUGUUAGGUUUGAAGGGCUUUUUUUGAAUUCCUUUUUCUUUAUUCUGAAUAAAUGAAACAAUGUUCUAUUGCUGGAGGCAGCCAAGA